AAGGCGAAUCUGUCUGACGGUGGAUUGAAACCCAAUUAGAAACAGAGGAGACAUUUUGGGAAAACUGUCAGUGUCCGUGUGCCCUGGCGCCCCAAGACAAUAGAUAUAUGGUUAAAGAAACAUCAGUGGAGGCUCUUAGACUGGAAUAUUAAGGAUGUUCCAGCAGUGUGAGGAGCCUCGUUUCACCAUCGAGCAGAUUGACCUCCUCCAGAGGCUAAGAAGGACAGGGAUCACACAGGUGGAGGUUCUCCAUGCCCUGGACACCUUGGACCACCUGGACCGGAAACAUGGACACAAGUUGACCCAUAAACCUUCCUACCUGCCCCCGUCAUCUUCCUUGUCUUCUUCCAGUACUGUCGCCGCCUCUUCCUCCAUGACCUCCACCGCCACUCAGACAAGUUUCCCUGACAACCGACUGUCACUGUCACCUAAUAACAACUUUGACACCACCUCUCCGCCUUUGCCAAUUCCAGCAGCCUCACCUGUCACCAUGGCUGCGGUAGCUCAGAACGGUCUAGUCGCUGUCACCAAUGGGAAGCUGUCACCGCCCCGGUUUCCUCUUGGUGUGGUUAGUGGCAGCGUGACUACGCCAGGCUACGGGUUUGAGACCAGUGAAGAGGACAUAGAUGUUGAUGACAAGGUGGAGGACUUGAUGAGGAGGGACAGUGCUGUGAUCAAAGAGGAGAUUAAGUCCUUCCUGGCGAACAGGCGGAUCUCCCAGGCUGUGGUCGCUCAGGUAACGGGGAUCAGCCAGAGCCGGAUCUCCCACUGGCUCCUGCAGCAGGGAUCAGACCUCAGCGAGCAGAAGAAACGAGCCUUCUUCCGCUGGUACCAGCUGGAGAAGACCAACCCCGGUGCCACUUUGGCCAUGCGAGCCGCUCCAUUGGCUCUGGAUGACAUGAUGGACUGGCACCAAACCCCGCCUUCAUUUGGCUCCGCCCCAACGGGCUUCCGUCUGCGACGCGGGAGCAGGUUCACCUGGAGGAAGGAGUGUCUGGCUGUUAUGGAGAGCUACUUCAGUGAUAACCAGUACCCUGAUGAGGCCAAGAGAGAGGAGAUUGCAACUGCCUGCAAUGCUGUCAUUCAGAAACCAGGAAAGAAGCUGACUGAUCUGGAGAGGGUCACAUCUCUGAAAGUCUACAACUGGUUUGCCAACCGCCGCAAAGACAUCAAGAGGCGCGCUAACAUUGAAGCAGCCAUCUUGGAGAGCCACGGCAUUGAGGUUCAGAGUCCAGGCGGUCAGUCCAACAGCGACGAGGUGGACGGCAAUGACUUCCCUGACCAGGCUUGUGAGGUGUCCUUAUUUGACAAGAGAGCUUCAGCCAGGCAGUUUGGUUUCGGUCGAGCUGACCUGUCCUCUCCGACCCAGGUUCCCACGCUGCUCCCCAGCUGGUUCUCUGCCCUGGGUAGAGGAGGCUUGUCUGGACAGAGGGGCGCUGCUCUGAUUGGUCGCUCCCUAGUUUCAGGGGCGGGCGCUCAGGCGGAAGGUUCCAGAUUGACAGGUGUGUCCUGGUCUCCCCCCUCCCCUUCCCUCCAGGAGGAACCCACCAUCCACAGCGUGCUGUCCGAGCCCCAGGACCAAAUCGGAUUGGAGAAGGUGGCUGUCAGUCACAGCAACCAAGCCCUAGCCAAUCAGGUGGAUGAGGCGAGGUGCAGUAUGGGGAAUGACAUCAAGACGGAAACGCUGGAAGACGACUGAAGGGAGCGGUGGCUAUUGAAAUUGUCGGAGUGAUGAAUGGAACAGGAUCAGAGGUCUGUUAAUAUGCAAGCAGAUUUUAUAGGAAUGUAUUAAAUGAAAAAAAUGACCAAAAGUCGUGUAAACUCCAACCCUGAGAUACCUCCCAACCCUACCUCCAACCACCAACCUGCUCUGCUACACUCUUAUAGGUAUUACAAGUAUAUUAUAAUAAUAAUGAUAAAAUAAUUAGCGUUUAUUUGUUUAAGUACUCCCUAGCAGGCUAUGGAAAUGCCUAAAUAAAAACAAAUCAAACAAAGAAAGUGACAAAUUCUAAAUUAUUUAAUUCUAAUUACAAUAAAAGCGAACUUAAAGGACAUGCAUAUAGCAAUGUGUUUUUCACAGUUGAUUUGGUUUUAUUUGGGCAUUUAAAAUCUUCCAUAGUGAGUCUAACAGGACAUGAUGCAUUGUGCAGCUUCCUCUGGAAACUGCAUUUCUCACAGCAGGACAACACUGUAUUUGACACGGGGCUCAAAUAGUUUCAGGGUCUUGCACUGUGAUCACACCACAACUGAACCUCCUCAAAAGAUAAAUACAUGAAUUUGAAAGUUCAUUUUUAACUGAUUGUUUUAAUUUAUGGUGCAUUUCAUCACAGCUGAUCAUAUUACAGUUUUGUUGUGUUAAUUCCUUCCAGUGAGAAGAAUAGCAGAAUAAGCUCAGUUUCAUCGAGGCCACAGCUUGUUGGUAAUUUCUGUGAGUUAAGAUGAAAAUCAAAAGAGAGAAAGAAGCAGAAUAACCCACACCUUGAUCCCCUGUCCUGUUAACAUAAGCUCAAUAUAUGGAAGCAAAGAAAGGCAAUAAUAAUUUUGAAUUUAAUGAGCAACUGAACUUAAACUGGGUGAAAUGUAACGCUACCUUGCUAGGCUAGGUUUGAGCUGAAAGAGGAACCGCAGUCACGACCGUGAUGCCAACCUUCACCCAUAAUGAUGCCAUCUUCAAUUUUAGUGCAUAAUCGUACAUUGUUGUAAUGUUCACUAACCGCGAGGCCCAGCCUGGCUGAGACUGCACCCCCAGCCCCCACUGACACUCGGCCAGUGAGCGUGCACGUUUCCACGGUGUCAGCUGACUGUAGAGCUCCGCCCUCCUGCAGCCGCACACACACCUGCAGCUUCAGCCACACAGACAGGUGAACAAACACACCAGCAGCUUCUUGGUCCAGUCUCACAUGUUUUUCAUGUGACUUUUGUUUGUUAUUGUAGCCAAGUACAAUACUUAUGAUAAAAAGUACUUCAGGAAAAGUAAAAUGAUACUCCAAAGUAUAAGUACACAAAAAACUGCUUUGUUGGAUUCUGAUGUGUGAAUUUCACCAAUUCAAAGUGAGCAACAUGAUUUUUUCAACUUCACUUGAAAAUAAUGAAUUUGAGCAAGUUUUUUUUAAUAUUGGACACCAGAUCUUAAGAUUUUCUUCAGGCUUCACAAAUUCAAAUGUUUUUUUUUUUAUUAUUAUUUUUUUAAUUAUUAUUGUACUAACCCUAACCCUAGCUUGAAACAAUGAGGAGUUUAAACCUCAAGCAGGUGGUUUUCUAGAUAAAAUGCUCCAUUGCUAUAAAUUCAGUGGGAUUUAAAUAUCAGCAGUAGAUAUUCUGUAGAGAGCGUAUUUCACAGUUAGGUAUUCAGUUUCUUAUAUUCAAAUCCUUACGGCCUCUCUUUGCUUCCAUAAUUAUAACAAGUAAUAAAAAAACAAGAACUUACUGAAUACAUGAAUGUUGAAGGAAGCUGAAACCGUUGACACAUUUGUCUAAAAACCAGAAACUCGGAUGUCCCGGUGGCCGAGUGUUAUUCAUUUAUGCCCUCUUACCCAACGGGUGAUCAGGCAGAAUGAAUGAAUCACUGUGAGAUGAUCUAAAAUCAAUACAGAUCAGUCAGUUGGGAGGUAUUCAGUAGUGAAACAAACUGUUACUAGAUACUACAGAUUAAAGUAUAAAGUGAAUAUAUACUACAUAUACCACAUGUGUAUGUGUGCAUACACACAUGCACAUAUACAGUAUAUUCUAUAAAGUGGGGGUUUAUCUCUCUUUACAGUAUAUAGACAUAUUUAGCUUCAAAUGAGAGAAACUAUCAGUAUGAGUCUUUUCUUGUUGGUGAAAGGUGAGUGAAGCAUUAGCCAAAGUAUUAAGUUUAAAUUUGGUGUAUUUUCUGAGUGUAUGAUCAUGGGUGGAACCAUGUAUUAGAGAUAUGCUAAUCAAAGAUGCAUCGGAUGUGUCAAAUUAUUGCAAGCAAAAUGCAUUUCCUUUUAAGGUACAUCUGUGUUUGUGCUCGAUAUGCCAUGUGUUCUAAACACAUACUGUCAAAUGUUCAAAUCGUAAGUUCAUUUUAAAUGACACUUUAUUGGAUCAAUGUCAUGGUGCUUAGAGUCCCUGCUGUUGAAACAUUUCAUUGAUCAGUGUGAAUGACAAACCAGAGAGGCAGUAGGAAGAGGAAAAAAAAUCGUUGGGAAACUGAUGUUUUCCAGAAAAAGUUAAGUUUCACAUUAAGUGAGUGAGGAGGAUUCUCUUGAAACAACCACACCAACAAGUGUUCUUUCAGCCAUUGUAGAAGUCCAAGCAUUUAUAUUCAUCUCUUUAAACGUCGGGUUUCGCCCUUUUCUAGCCUUUUGGACAGGUGAUAUUUGGUGGGAAAUGAUACUUGUUUUUAAGUCAUACGUCAUCAUCUUUAAGCGCUUAUUCACUAGUUGUUAGCAUGCACGAUGUCUUUUCAGAUCAAUUUGUUGUUUGCAUGAAGUUGGAGAUAUGUGUAUAAGCAACAAGCUAUAAACACAGUACUGACAUUAUCAAGUUGUGAUGGCUACAGACACAGCGCAGCAUCAGUAUUGAAUUUAUUCCAGCUCUUCAGCUGCUAAAUGUCUCACUAUGUUCACUAACUUGUUGCUGAUCAGGCAGCGGGUUGUUUGAGCUUUUUCACUGAACGCGAAGUUGAAAACGGUGUUUGCAGGCUGGAGAACCAAACAGUUAGCUGAAAGAGGCUGAGACGAUGAGGGGAGCUGCAGAGUUGGAUGAUAAUUGUCUGUUUGUCGCUAUAAGUGAUGGCUCUCACAUGACACAUAGUCAUUUGGUUCAGUUGUAGUGGAAAGCUUUAAUUGAUCAGGUUCUAAUGGAAAACUACAUUUUAACAAUACAAACGUUAGUAUUUAAGUGACACUAAACACUUCCUCACUGGUUAAAAAGCCAAUAUAACUUGAGUUUAAUGUAUCAGUUACUAUGUGAUCUAGUCAUUAUGUCAGUGAUGUGACAUUUGUUUAACAUGGUGUAUGGUUUUCAGUUGAAGUGCCUUUAUUUUUUGCAGUGUACUAACACGGGAUCGGUGCUUGACAGAUUUCUACAAUGGCUGUAAACGCAUCACUGUAUCAGAACUAAUGCACGAAAGCUGAACACAUGAUGUUCUGAACAGCCGACACUGAAGUGGCUUCAUUCAGAUCGCUUCAUCAUUGUUCAUCACCAGGUGCUUUACAGGCUAAGCUACUAGUUCAGAGUUAAAAACUCGACACAAAUACCUCACUUUACCCCCCGCAGCUAUAAGCUACACCCCACAGGUUCCUCCACAGCUGCUUCAAUGUGAAUCAAAGUUUCGACGGCUGAGAGUAAAAGAGGAGGCUGACAGCAAACUGUGAUGAGGCUGUAAAGACGGUUCAUUGGCUGAUCUGGGACAACAGAAAUGUCAGUGUCCUUUUUAAAAGGGAAAUUCCUUCUUGAACUCGAGCCAAUAAAUGUUAAGUUUGAAAGUAAAGGGAAAUUCCACUUCAGAAAAGAUUCUAUUCAUUCAUAAGCUCCUGCCUCCACCAGAGUCCAUGAAAUCCUACAGCAUGUUUCCUUCAUCCUGGUGGAACACUGACGCAGCUCGUCAGUGUUGGGUUCAGACUGAAGGUCUGACAGGAUUUAAGUUUAGUGGUGGAAUGUCUCUUUAAAUGUACGGCAGCAGAGCUGUCCUGAGUGUCUUUGUCUAAAGCGUUUAUAAAACUCUGAGGCAUUAUUAGUCAGUUAUGUAGCUUUCUGUCAUGUGUUUGAAUUAUUUACACCAAAUUAUCAAAGUAUACUAUCCCACUAAGGGUUAGAAAGUUUUUUUUUUCUUUUACAUCUGCCAAGCAGAAGCCUUUCUGAAGUGAAUCUGUGGAUUCAUUGAAGACAACAUGCUUUUGAGAUUAUUUCAGGGUUUUAAAUCAUUUCAGUUGCUGCCUUCAUGGUCUUCUCAAGAAGUCGUAUUUUGGAGUUCUAAAGCAGCAAAUUAAUGUGAAGUGCAAAAGUAGCUUAGGUAAGAGUAAUUAGAAUGAGAAACAAAACAACUGAAACCAAACUGUAAAUGGUAAUUGUGAGCUUGCUGUCUCAGUUUUAUUAUGUGACGUAGUUAUUUUUGCUCUCAGAUCGUCUUCCUACCUUACCAUGUUUAUGGCACAAAAUGAUCCUUUCACCAUUUUCUGCCUUGUUUAAACAUGGAGCAGACUUCCUGAUCAGGUGACUGAAACAUUUUCCUUUUCAUGGCAGACACACUUGUUAAAAUGCUUAAGAUUCACCUACUGUAACACUACAGUGUGAGUAGGGCCAAAGUUCCUUAGAUCAAGAAAUAAUCCAAAAUAACGACUUCACAGAAUAAACCUGAACAGCUUUCAUGGCAGCAGUGUCGUGAUCUUUUAUGUUGUUUCUCAUUGAGUGGUCUUGGUCUUUGUUUCUUGACUACAUUUUAUUUUGCUUUGUCUUUAUUUCUAAAUUGUCUCCGUACUGUUAAUUUACAAAAAUCAUCAGAGUGCCACAAAGUAUGUUUUCAUAUUAUAAUCAACUUAAAAUGCAUAAGAAGUCAAAGUUAGCAUGAAACACAACCACAGUAACACCAGUAUUCCCAUACGUGACAUAAAGCCUUUGCUCUUUCAGUUACAUUCAGCACUCUCUCUCUGACACAACUGAGGGCGGCAUGUUGUUGGUUUUACCAUCAGCCUUCAGUGCUCUGUUGCCUUGUACGGUUUGGUUUGACAGGAUGAGCGUCCUUCACGGUUCCUUCACAGGAACAAAGCAGCCGAUUGUUCAGAUCAGAUCCUGUUUUUCACCUGGAAUACCUGUACAGUACAAGCACCUUCGGCUAAAUCCAGCUGCCUCUCCCUCUGGCAGUACACCUGUUCCUGAAGACAGGCAGUCCAGUAAAUACUUGUCUUAACAAUACUGUUUGGAUUGUGGAUGCUUCCAUUGGCACUUGAUGACAAUGUUAAUGGAGUUGCAGAGGAUUUUGAUCUGAUCUGAAAGAGAAAGCGCAGGGGAUCUGGUGUCAGUGUGGUUUCAGUCAGUAAUGCCUCAGGACUGAAUGCUCCCUGUCUCUUAGUCAACAUGGUGAAUACAUGAGAUGCAGUAUGACAUUUGAAGAGUUAUUUUCCAAAAUGCUGUUUUUGUUUCAGUGAAAAAAGUUGACAUUCAUGCAUUGAACAUAAAAUGUAGAUGUUCCAUUCAUAAUGUUCCUCCUUUAAUCAGCCAAUGACUGUAAAUACGACUUAAAAAAUGAGCAUCUGGUUCAAACAUUUUAUCAGUCAUGUAAGAAACGUUUUUGAAACUUCUGAGCGGUUAACAUUUCAUUUUGGCAAUAAACUCUUCAAUAACUCUCUACAGAAUGACAAAUAUCAAACCUCAGCAGGAUGUUUGUUUUAUCAGUUUGAAUAGAUUUUUAUCCCUUCUCGUUCUUCUCUAUUUCAAGAUUUAGUGCCUUUUUUGGACAGUAGACUGUUCUGUAAUCGCUAUGUAGAAAGUCUACAUAUGCCUUUUGUUACUUUUUCAUCUGUUGGAUAAACCUUAUUUGUUAUUUUUAAGGUGUGUUUUUAUUGAUAUUCUAUUUACAAGGGAAUAAAAACUGAUCAGACUCCA
Messenger RNA from Chelmon rostratus (copperband butterflyfish), 7569 nucleotides. Its product is annotated as homeobox-containing protein 1-like. The record is from RefSeq and is a predicted model, not a curated record. Gene Ontology annotation, molecular function: double-stranded telomeric DNA binding. Lineage: Eukaryota; Metazoa; Chordata; Actinopteri; Chaetodontiformes; Chaetodontidae. The transcript has 10 exons. Gene Ontology annotation, cellular component: nucleus. Gene Ontology annotation, biological process: positive regulation of DNA-templated transcription. The coding region runs from base 155 to 1699 and encodes 514 amino acids.